Mobula hypostoma (lesser devil ray) is the source of this 1200-nucleotide messenger RNA. Its product is annotated as probable G-protein coupled receptor 139. Bases 1 to 1200 code for a protein of 399 amino acids. Gene Ontology annotation, cellular component: plasma membrane. Gene Ontology annotation, biological process: phospholipase C-activating G protein-coupled receptor signaling pathway. The record is from RefSeq and is a predicted model, not a curated record. NCBI's taxonomy places the organism in Eukaryota, Metazoa, Chordata, Chondrichthyes, Myliobatiformes, Myliobatidae. The transcript is spliced from 3 exons. Gene Ontology annotation, molecular function: G protein-coupled receptor activity.
AUGGCUAUACCAACAAUCCGGCAUGUGAGGAUUGUAUUUUACCCUAUUCUCGCAGCUUUCGGUGUUCCGGCGGGCACGGCCCCACUUACUCCGGGCCAGUACCGGCUCAAUAAUAAUGAGUUCCGUUGGGUGGAAUCUGUCGACUGCACAUCAGCCGAUCCUCCUACAGCCACUGUGUUCAGCUGUGUCACGGCUCUCAUUCACUACGGCUGGUGUCUGAAUGGGGCUUCGAGGGUAAGAUCCAUUGAAAUGACGGUCCCACGGGUAGGGAAAGUAGGGCGCAAGGGAGCGAACCUAUUGACAAUGGUGGUCCUCUUCCGAGGGAAUUGCGGCCUUUCCAAAUGUAUAUCGCUCUACAUGGCUUUCAUGGCAAUGGCUGAUCUCCUGGUGAUGAUCGUCUCUGUAAUUGCGUAUCAUAUCGUCAUGUACCAGUUUCCAAAAUCCUUCCUGUCCUAUACAUCCGUCUGUAAGUUCGUCCUGUACUUCAAUUCGACCAGCCUGCAAACCUCGGUCUGGUACACUGUCCUGUUUACAGCCGAUCGGUUUGUAGCAAUCUGUUUUCAGAAGCUUAAAAUGAAAUAUUGCACGGCGAGGACAGCUGUUGCCGGCAGUAUAACCGUGUCGCUCCUGAUGCAUUUACAGAACGUCCCGUAUCUAUUAGAGUAUAAACCUGUGCGUGUAGUUAACGGUAUUCAAUGGGGCUCUCAGCCGAGCUCGUGGUUCAUUACGUCUCUUGUGGGCGUCGCAUUCUCCUUUCUGCAGAGUAUUUUAACGGUUAUAUUACCUUUUGUUCUGAUAACCCUGUUUAACUGUCUGACGGUAAGGCGCAUUUUAUUAGCCAGUAAAUUGCGCCGUGGACUGCGUGGUCACAGCAGUCAAACACAGAAGGAUCCGAAGAUGGAAAGCCGCCGGAAAUCCAUCAUUUUACUCUUUAGUGUGUCCGGCAGUUUCAUUCUGUUGUGGCUGACGGCCGCCGUGAGCUUUCUGACCACCCGACUCACAGCAACCGCGCAUUACGACGGCGAUUACACCGACUCUGCCUAUGUCGCCACUGAAGCCGGCUACAUGCUCAUGUAUCUGAGUUCCUGCACGAACGCCUGCAUUUAUACAGCGACCCAGGCUAAGUUUAGAGAAGAAUUGCGGCUGGUGUUAAAAUACCCUUGGACUUUAUUUUUAAAAUUGGUUACAAAACACGGGUAA